Messenger RNA from Mesocricetus auratus (golden hamster), 958 nucleotides. RefSeq names its product required for excision 1-B domain containing (gene Rex1bd). The record is from RefSeq and is a predicted model, not a curated record. The transcript is spliced from 5 exons. The coding region runs from base 208 to 744 and encodes 178 amino acids. NCBI's taxonomy places the organism in Eukaryota, Metazoa, Chordata, Mammalia, Rodentia, Cricetidae.
UGGGUCUGGUCCUGUACAAGCAACCGUACUUAGGUGCCAAGACAUUGAUCUAUCUCCCAGCUACAUUUCGUUACCAUCACCCAUUCAGAAAUACUUUGGGUUUUAACUCCUGUGGCUUUACGCUACGAUUGUGACUCUGACCUGCGCGUGUCGCCAGGGUCUGCGGAUGCAGAGCCAAGGAAUACAGCACACAUUUCAAAGGUAGACAUGCGUGCGCAACGGUCAGGGACCUCCCGGUCGGCAGGGGGUGCUGCGGCAGUUUCCAAACGCCCGCAUUGCGCAGUCAUGCUCACCGCCACGACCGACGUGCCGGCUGCUGUGGAUGUCCCGGAGUCUCCGAAGCCAGCGUGGGCCUGGAGAGACGCCCCGAUCGCCACGUUGGUACGGAGGAUCCAGCAGCUGCAGAAUGAACGCGCGCAGGCCUUCCGCCGCCUGGACCAAGCUCACCGCCAGUACCUGCUCAGUGGCCAGCACCACGACUUUCCGCGUUAUCGAAGUGUCGUGCACGAGGUGACCCAGGUCUUCGCCGCUGCCUCUCGGGAAGUACUGGCAGUGGAAGCGGAACUAGCGGGGCCUCGUGCGCAGCCGGUGCUUGCUCGCCAUGUGCGCAGCCUGCAGGAGCUGGAACAGACGCGCCUGACCACCGUGGCGCUGCUGCAGGUGAUGGAGACACCAGGAGUGUCAGAACAGGAGGACCCUGAAAAGUUGCACCAGCUGAGAAUAAAUUUCCAUCCGCUCUUGUAGGGUAAUUAAAACCAUGGAGGCGAUCAGCGAGGUUCUGCAGGAACUCAGGUUUGAUGCCGAGUCUGCAGAGUGAGGGCGGCUCCCCGGGGACCAGAGGAAGAUGGGAAAGAGGCCCAUGGCGUGCAGCCCAGCCCUGACCGCCAGCUGGCUGAGGUCGUGCCCCUCCAGGCUGCCCUCCAAUGUGCCUCGCAAAAUAAAGAGUCCUCCCUCUGCA